Messenger RNA from Dama dama (fallow deer), 3719 nucleotides. RefSeq names its product formiminotransferase cyclodeaminase N-terminal like (gene FTCDNL1). The record is from RefSeq and is a predicted model, not a curated record. The coding region runs from base 1706 to 2713 and encodes 335 amino acids. Lineage: Eukaryota; Metazoa; Chordata; Mammalia; Artiodactyla; Cervidae. Gene Ontology annotation, molecular function: transferase activity; folic acid binding. The transcript has 8 exons.
UCAGUUUAAGAGAAGGAACUUAAUUUACUCAUUGAUGCCCUCCCUUUUGCUCAGUUUGGGAAAUCAGCAUGCCACUGCUGACAGUGACUUCCAGAGUUUUGUGGGCCAGCUGCUGCAUGUGUCUACAAUAAUAAUAAUGAGGAUGAUGAUAAUAAUGGUAACUAACCUUCACUGCAUUGCCCACUAAAUGUUUUUAAAGAGUGCCAAUCAGAAUAUAGCACAUAUCUUCAGAUGAAGUCUAUAAAGUGCUAAAUAUAGUUAGACUAAUACCUCCUUUCAUUUUGACCUCAUCCAUUUCUUUACAUAGCAGAGGUUCCAUUAGCUUUUUGGACAGUGAUAUACUGUUGAUUUAUGCAGAGUAUGAAGUCCUCCAAAAAUGCUGGUCUCUUAGAGCAGAAAUAGAGAAUAAUGCAUCAAAAGCUCUGAGGCCAGAUCGCCGAGAUUUAAUCCCUGAUUCUGCACAUUUUAGCUAUGAAGUAUCUGGCCAGUUGUUAAAUCUGUGUUGCAGCCAGCUCAACUACAAAAUGGGAAUAAUGAUGUAUAAUAUCAAUGAGGAUUAAAUAUGUGAAUACCCAAUGAGUUACACUCCUUUAUCUUUCCGAUAAACUUAAUUUCUGGGGAGUUCUGCAGCACUCAAUUCUUAGACUUUUCCUGACUACCUUACCCCCUUUGUGAUCUCUCUCUUGGUCUCUUGGCUUUACAUACUACCUAUAUUCUGACAACCUUCAACAUUUGGGUUCUAGCCUAGACCUAUUCCUGCAACUUUAGACUUGCUAGUUACACAUAUGCAUUUCCUUUUCAACAUUUAAUAGAUACUGCAAACCUAAAAUCUCUGGAUCUUUGCCACUAAACUUGCUAUUCCUGGAGUCUUCAUCAUCUUGUCUCUCAACUAAUGGAAGCCCUUCAUACUUAGUUGUUCAGGUUAGAAAUCUUGAAGAGCAUAUAAAUAGUCACAUAUAAUGGCUACCCAAUCAAAACAAACCAGUUCUAGAUAAAGAUCUAGAUUAAGACACAACAUAUCCGUGGAUAUUAACCUGAAGCCGCAAAAUUAAUAAUAAAAACAGAAUCACACACAAAAACAAAAGCACAGAAUUUAGGUGAGCAUCAAAGUACUGACAGGCUUAGCAAUUACUGUCCCUUUUCUGCCACCCACUCUCCCUUUCUUAGUGUUACUAAUAAAGUACAUAGUACGAGUUUUUCUGCUUGCUUUUUAAUAACUGCCAGCGUUUUUUGAACCCUACAUACUAGUUUGAAAGGCAUUUCUCCGUCUCCUGCUACCCCCAACACCCCUCUGAGAAACCAAGUUAUAGAAUAAAUAUACACUGUCUCUUAUCUAUGUCUUGAACACCACUCCCUCGAAACCGGGACUGACAGCUGGCUCUUCCGAGGUCGCGGCCCUCCAAGGACACCUAUCCUCUAGGGCUCUAUGAGGGGGUCAGGGCGUGGAAGGGGCGGUUUUGGAUUGCGUGGAGACAGGGAAGCGCAUGUGUGGGUGUGUUCAGGCGAGGCAAGGAACCGGCCGCCAGCUACGAGGGAAGAAUCUAGAGAAUUCGCAUAUGCACAAGAGGAAGGAACAGGUAUUUUUUGGUGUGUUUUAAUAAGCUUCUACCAAAACUGGACAUUGAGAGGAAUGAACUUCACAUGAGAAUUCCACGGACAGAGAAGCCUGGUGGGCUACAGACCAUGAGAUCACAAAGAGCUGGACAUGACUGAGAAGAAAAUCACCAUGUCUUCUUGCCGAGUGGGGCUCCGUUUGGCUGCCUGUUUGUUAAACAUUUCAGAAGCCAGAAAAAAGUACAUUGUUGAGAACAUUGCGAAAGCUGCUCUUCUUGAAAGAAAUGGACAGAGACAUCCUGAAGUAUCAGUGCUCAAUAUAUUUUCUGAUCCGGAGUAUAAUAGAUCAGUUAUUACAAUAGCAGCUUCUAUUGAGGAGAUAGGCAAUUCCGUUCUGGCUGCCUGCUUGGAAGCCUUCCAGUCUAUCGAUAUGGAGGUUCAGGAGGGGAUCCAUCCUUGCCUGGGAGCAGUGGACCUGAUUCCCAUUUACCCUCUCUCUGGUGUCGGAGUGGAAGAGUGUGGCGCUGUGGCCAGAAGCCUCGCUGAGAAUCUGGUCCUGAGUAUUCCUGGCUGCAGCGUGUUUCUCUUUGGUGAGGCUGACCUGCCCGAGAAGCGUCCCCUUGUCCAAAGAAGGAAGCAGCUGGGCUGGUUCACAAGGAGGGAUUUCAGCGCUCUUAAGCCUGACCUGGGAGCUGCACCUGCCAGAAGAUGUGGUUUGACGGGCAUCGGCGCUAGCCCAUACGUGAUGAACUGCAAUGUUACCAUAGAUUCUCAAGACUUGGCUCUGGGAAAAGAAAUUGCUAGUGCCAUUCGGGGCUCAAAUGUGAAUGGACUGAAGGGCGUCCAAACAAUGGCUUUUCCUCAUGAAGGGAAAAUUGAGAUAGCUUGCAAUGUAGAGAGUUUUGAAGAUCAAGAAGUUACAGAAACCUCUGAAGGCUCUCAAUACAUGGCUUACAGUGUCCUUGGGGACCAUUUUUAUUAUGUAUCUCCUCAUUACAUAGAAGCUCAAGUUAAAAAAUUGGCAAGUGAUCGAGGAAUCGGUACGAUAGGGAGAGCAUUAAUUGGAUUUACACCCCAAGAGUGCAAGAGCUGUGCUGAGUAUGCAAUAAAGGAAAGCAUUGGGGAGUUCUGGAAGAUACGUGGAGGUGUUUUCAUGUGAUCCAAUCGAAGGUUUCAUUGAAAUUGUAAGAAAAAAAUAUCAGCCAUUGCAAACUUUUCUUAUCGGCCUGUGAAGACAAGGAGAAGAUCCAAGAGCUUGGUUCCAGGUGUGAAUUGGAAAACUAGAAGCAUUCUCUGUCCAACGACAGCAACAGGUGUUUAUAGAUUGUAAUUGCUUUAUGAUAUUUCUAUUCAUCAUUGAAACUUUGUGAAAUCUUCCUCUGUAUCAAGUUCAUGCACUUGGGUGUACUAGAAGCCCCCCUGAAUGAGCUGGAUAAAAUGGCCAUCGUUACUGAAUCAUCUUUGAUUAUUAUGAACUCAACUAAAAACAGACUCCAUUUGUUUGGUGUUCCUGAGCUCUUUAUUCCAGAGUCCUGUAUCCAAUGCUCAUUUUUUGAGUCAUCAUUUUUUUUAAUGUGCACUUUUAAAAAUCAAGUACUAAGUAACUAAAAAAUGGGGAGAAUUAUAAACUAAAAUGAUCAAAUAAAAGACUAAUCAUAUUCUUUUAUUCUUUCUUGUCUUGUUUAGGAUGACCUACUAUUCAUUCUGAAGAUAAUUCCAAAAGCCAGACUUGUCUAAUUUUUUUAUGUUUAUGUGGGAAAGUGGAAUGGCGGUGUUGGGCAUGACUUCAAGGGAUUAUAUUUAUCCUUUUUGGAAUUUAAAUGGAAGUCUGAAGGUUUAGGGAAUUUAUUACUCUUGAGUGAAGUGAAGGUAUUGGUGGAAGAAUUUUGUUUGAAAGAAAUCAAAAUAUGUUGCCUCUUUGUGAACUAAAAGAAGCCACUUGCUAAUUCUGGCAAUUUUAUGUAAAUCCUUAGUGCUUAUGUUUUUCAGUACAAGGCGUUUUUCUGUCCAUAAAACACAAAGAAAUAAAUUUUUCCAUAGAUUUUGUCUAGCAAAUAAAUUGUGGUUUUGGCUAAUAAGAGCACGUAAUGUGAAUUUAAGUAAUUAAAAAUAAAAGAGGUUGAACUCAGUCUUUUUAUAGGAUCCAGGGCAUGCAUGGACUCUCA